UUCUAUAAUGUAUGUUCUAUAACAGGCACAGUCACAUUCUGAGAGGCUCAGGUCUUUGCACCUCAAAAUACAAGAUUGGUUGAAUAAAACUCUUCACAAAGUGAACCCACUUUCCUGUCAAAAAGGUGUUCAUUUGAGUUGACCGUUGACCUUUUCUCUGUCUCAGGCUGGGCCGAUGCCCAAGCACGUGGCCUUCAUCAUGGACGGGAACCGACGGUUUGCUCACAUUAACAACAUGGAGCGUCAAGAUGGUCACACACAGGGUUUCAACAAAUUGGCAGAGACUCUGCGCUGGUGCAAACAUCUGAACAUCCCAGAGGUGACGGUGUACGCCUUUAGCAUUGAGAACUUCAAACGCACUCAGGAGGAGGUGGACGGUCUGAUGGACCUGGCCAGGCAGAAAUUUGAGAGGCUGCUGGAGGAACGGGAAAACCUGGAGAAACAUGGUGUUUGUAUCCGAGUGUUGGGAGACUUAAACCUGCUUCCCCUGGAUCUCCAGCAGGCGAUCGCCAAAGCUGUGUUGGCCACCAAAAAUCACAACAAAUGUUUCCUAAAUGUGUGUUUCGCCUACACGUCCAGAUAUGAGAUGACUAACGCUGUCAGAGAGCUGGCCUGGGGGGUGGAGCAGGGUCUGAUCAGAUCCAGUGACGUCUCAGAGACCUUGAUCACUGAGUGUUUGUACAGUAACAAGUCUCCGAACCCAGACCUGCUCAUCAGAACAUCUGGAGAAGUUCGCCUCAGUGACUUCCUGCUGUGGCAGACUUCCCACUCCUGUCUGGUUUUCCAGUCAGUUCUCUGGCCUGAAUAUUCCUUCUGGAAUCUGUGCGAGGCCAUCCUCCAGUAUCAGCUCAACCACAAAUCUAUACAGAAAGCCAGAGAAUUGCAUCGAGAACACCAGGCCUCACUACAGCUGGAGGCAGACCGUCUGUGCACAGCAGAAGAGUUACAGCACCAUGGGAAUGGAAAACCUACAGACGCCCAUACCAGACAAGAGGCACUGCUGCACUACAUCACCUGUCGCGAGGAGCGAGUACAAAACUUUCUUACAGCACUGAAGCACAAAAGAGACUUGUUUUUUCACGACUUGUGCAUCGAGGCAACAACAGCCUAGGACAGUUAGGAUAAAAAAAAAAAAAAAAACUGAAACUACAUCUUCUACAUCUUUCUCAUCAUCAUCACCUCCUCCCUAGAGAGGACUUCACUGGAGAAGAAGAUACGCCGUGAAAUCAUGACUAAAUAUAUAAGAAUAAAAACUUUACAGAUGAAUGGCAGUAAUUUCAAAAUGAGAGUAUUUAAAAAAAAAGAUUUGUCAUCAAUGUCAAAAACAAUUUAUGAAAUAACUUUAAAAGACCUUCAUACUGCAACAGGAAAUCAUUGAUUUUUUACACAUCAGUUUUCAUCGAGUAAAUCAUUUUGUUGUGUUUGUAAAAACCCAUCAAUGUGAAAGCAAAAUGUAAACAUCCUGCUCUUUUUCUCAUUUUAAAAAUUUAAAAACUUUUUUGGAUUUAGUCAGACCUGCACGGCAGCAACAAUGAAAACAGUGCUGCUGACAAAAGCCUGGUUGUGACACUAGAAUCCCUCCCAUUAAAAACUGAGGGAACUGUUUGCAUUUUGUAGCAUCUUUAAAGAUACUGGAUGUUACCAGAGAAACAUUCAGCUUGUCCUAUCUCUGGCUAAAAGCAGCAAAGUUAUUUUUCUAUGUCGUGGCUGCUGAGUUCUUGUGUGUUUGGGAAAAAUGGCUGGCUCUUAUGUUAAAUUAAGAUAGAAAUGGUUUCAUGUCAUUUGAUAUUAUUUAAUAUGCCAGCUAAAACCAAAAUAAACGGAUUGUUUACAGUAAAAUAUAAGUAAAAGUCAAACCAAUUGCUUACUUUAUAAUGUAUUUUAAUGAAGUGGGUGGCAUUAGCCACCAUAUAAGUAUAAAAUAAAAAUAACUUUAAAUCUGAUAGGGUUGCCGAUAAAUCUGUUUUUAAAUGUAAAAAAUAUACAUGUUUUGGUAUUUGUUUACGUCGGUCUUACAAGCACCAACAUUGCACCGAUGUUGACGCAUCACUGCAACGCACGGGACUGAAUCUGACUACCUAAUUCCUCCUAAAAUGCAUUUAACUUUUUUAGUUUGUGCUUGUUUUGUUGAUUGAGUGGUUAAAGCAGUAUUUUUGACCUCGGAUAAAACGUCUUUGGGGAAAUUGUGAAGGAUAUUUUCCUCCGUAACCACCAUGGCGGCCUGACAGCUGCCUCGGUAACAAAAAAGGAGGUACAAUGGUCAUGUGACGAUUCUUGUCCAAUGACAGGCGUCUAAAUAGAGAACUGGUUGAAACCAGUCUGGUUCUUCUCUUUCAGUUUGGUUUACGGCUCUAAAAUAGGGGUUUGUUUUAAACCCUCGCCAUUUUACUGUAGCAGUCAGUUAUUGUUCAUUCUGCUCCAAGAAAAGAGGAGGGAAAAUCCAUUUACACUAGGUUAUUUUUUCACCGAGUCGUUUUUUCCAUUUUCCGUCGGAACAAUGGUCAAAUCCAAGUCCAGCGUUCCUCCUGAGCAGAGAAGGGUUUCUGAACGUCUUGCCCAGAAAACCAAAUCUGUCCCUGCAGAGACAAAGAAAAAAGCGGUGGCUAAAGUAAGAAAAAACUGAACAGUUAAUCAUCAGGUGGCGCACUUCCUGCAGUUUACAUAUUGAAAGGACCCAAAGUCAAAAAGGCCAAAACAGCUGAGAAUGGAAACAAGGCUGAGGAGCCAAAAACUCCCGAAAAGGCCACUGAAGCCAAAUGAGCGUCAAGACUUUUUACUUGGUGAUUGUACAGUUUGAGUAAAGUAUUUUUUACCAAGUUUUUUUAUUAAAAAAAAAAUAACAUAGUUGUUUUUUUGUUGUUGCAAUCGAUGAUGUAACAAGUUUGUCACGUUUUGUAUUUUCUUUUUUUUUUCUUUUUUCUGUGUAAUCUUGUUUUUUUUUCUUUGUCACUGAGUCAUUGUUACUUUUCCAAAAACCAAAUUUAAACAAAAGGCAGCUAAAAAAAAGUCCAAAAUUAAAUUGUUUUGACUGUUUUUAUUUUCAUGAGUGAAUAAAUGUGACGUCAGUGUGUUUAAAAAAGAAGAAUUAAUUAGUAUAAAGAUAAAUAUCAACGGUUUAUUUGAUCCAAACCUUUUUGUUUAACUUAUGUUUUAAUCUUUGAUCUCAAUGUUCUGGAAUAAAGCUUUUUAAAAUGUC
This is a messenger RNA of Cynoglossus semilaevis (tongue sole), 3196 nucleotides long. Its product is annotated as dehydrodolichyl diphosphate synthase complex subunit Dhdds. The transcript has 12 exons. The record is from RefSeq and is a predicted model, not a curated record. Bases 176 to 1111 code for a protein of 311 amino acids. Gene Ontology annotation, molecular function: ditrans,polycis-polyprenyl diphosphate synthase [(2E,6E)-farnesyl diphosphate specific] activity. Lineage: Eukaryota; Metazoa; Chordata; Actinopteri; Pleuronectiformes; Cynoglossidae. Gene Ontology annotation, biological process: polyprenol biosynthetic process. Gene Ontology annotation, cellular component: dehydrodolichyl diphosphate synthase complex; endoplasmic reticulum.